Ceratotherium simum simum (southern white rhinoceros) is the source of this 1529-nucleotide messenger RNA. RefSeq names its product spermatogenic leucine zipper 1 (gene SPZ1). Lineage: Eukaryota; Metazoa; Chordata; Mammalia; Perissodactyla; Rhinocerotidae. Gene Ontology annotation, cellular component: nucleus. Gene Ontology annotation, molecular function: DNA-binding transcription factor activity. The record is from RefSeq and is a predicted model, not a curated record.
CCUGGUCCCCUUUCCCACUCCACCUCCCCACAAGUUGUCUGAGAUGUCGCCUUCCACCUAAACAUCACCUUCCUGUCUUCAGACUUUAACUCUGGUCUCUGACUUCUGCUUAGUUCCACAUUUGCUAGCCAUUUGCACAGAAGACUGCCACCUUCCCUUCCUGGAAUCUCUAAGGUUUUCUGCUUUCCUCGUGCCCUGAUCACCAGCCCUACUAACUCAGCAGAGAUGGAAGUGCCGGCCCUCUCUGAAACUCUUAAGCCUACUGCUGAUGUCAAUCAAGAAUCUCCGGAGCCCAGGAUUAUCGUUGCCUUAUUUGACAUCGGAUCACUUCCUCCUGUCUCCUGGGGUUCUCUCCCCUCCCUAAAGAGUGGUGGCCAUCAAGCAACUGAAGAGCAGACUGCAAAGAACUUUGAAAAUCUCCUGAAAGAAAUGAAGAAUAUUCUUAAAAAUGUGACAGGUUAUGAAGAGAAGAUCACAGAAGCAAAAGAAUCUUUUGAGGAAACCACUAUCUCUGAGGAUGUGUUGGAACUUAAAGGAAAAAUCAGAGGACUUGAUGAAAUAAACAGAGCGCUAUUGAAAAACCUGCUUGGUAGUUUAGACCUAGAGAAAGAACAGAAUACAAAGAAACAGGAGAUGAUAUUGAAAAACCAGAACUCCAAGGACACAGUACAAGGUUUUGCAAGGGAUUUGGUAAAUCGUUCAGAAGAAAUAAGAGCCCUUGAUGAAAUUCAGCUAAGUAAGGAAAAAGCAAAGUCCAGUUUUCCUCAUGCUCAAGAAAAAAAUAUGAAACUUAGGAACAGCAUGGAGCAGUUACUACAGGAAGCAGAACACUGGAGUGUGCAACAUACUGAGCUUAGUGAACUAAUAAAAUUGUACCAGAAGUCUCAGAAAGACAUAAGAGAAACUCUUGCAAAUAGUGGAAUCCACUUCCAAACUCAACUGAAUAACGAGCUGUCAGCUAAGUGUGAGCUGGAGGAACAAGUGAGGAAAUUGAAACAUGACACGUAUUCAUUGCGUUUGAUUGCAGCUUUGCUGGAGAAUGAAUGCCAGAUCUUACAGCAGAGAGUAGAGCUUCUCAAGGAACUUCAUCAUCAGAAAGAGGGAGCUCGGCAAGAGAAGCCGGUUCAGAUCAUCCACAAACAGGACAAGAAAGAACCGAAGCUGUCGGAGGCAAAGAAGGUAGAAAUUCAUAAGCAGAAAAUGCAAGAAAUAGAGGGUGCAUUUCAGAAAAGAGACCAAUUCUAUAGAAGCCUGGAUGCCUGUCGUAAUAAGAAAGCUCGUAAUAACUGGUUCAAUAUUCAUAUUGCAAGAAGAGCUCUUGUGGGAAAAAAGAGGCCAGGCAGCAGCCUAAGAUAGAAAACAUAAAAAGUAGAAGAAAAGGCGGUUCUUCAAAAAACUUUACUACAUCCAACUCCAGGCAUAAUCUAUCAUCAAACCUAGGAUAGAUCUGUUGGUUCAACCAAGAAAGAGCUAUAACAUGACAAGAUUAACACCGACUUGGUUCAUUACCUCGGUAGCUACGUAAGUUU